Messenger RNA from Seriola dumerili (greater amberjack), 1227 nucleotides. Its product is annotated as centrosomal protein of 55 kDa-like. The transcript has 9 exons. Gene Ontology annotation, biological process: mitotic cytokinesis; regulation of phosphatidylinositol 3-kinase/protein kinase B signal transduction. The record is from RefSeq and is a predicted model, not a curated record. The coding region runs from base 1 to 1227 and encodes 408 amino acids. NCBI's taxonomy places the organism in Eukaryota, Metazoa, Chordata, Actinopteri, Carangiformes, Carangidae.
AUGGCAUCCUCCAAAAAUAAAAGUUUCCUCAAGAAAAAGCGCUACUCUGAGCCUGAUGUGGUUGUCAGCAGCCUGAGGAAGGAGAAUGCCUAUCUGAAGAAGACCCUGGUUGACUUGUCUCGCCAGCAUUCAGAACAUUACAAGCUACUGGAGAAGUUCCUCUCUCUUGAAACUGUAAGGCUGGAGAAAGAUGAGAAGACUGCUUUGCCAUCAGAGCAGUUCAGUAAGAAAGGAGGGGACCUGGCUGGCGUAGCAUCAAUGAGGACAAUAUCCGCUACCGCCAGAGAGGUGGAAGAAAUCAAGAACAAGAUUGUGAGCGUCUCAACUAGGUGUCAAUCUCUUGAGAACAAAGUUACAGGGAAGAAGGCCUCCAAGACAGAUGAACAGGCUUCCAUCGCCAGCAUAACAGAGCUCCAAAAUCACCUCAGAGAUGCCUUGGAGAAGAACAAGCAGUGGCUGGAAUAUGACCAGCAGAGAGAGGCCUAUGUGAGGGCUAUUAUAGCCAGAAUGUUAUGGCUGGAGAAGCAGCUGAACGAAGCCAAUCAGGCCCGCUCAAAGCAGCACAAUGAAGAGCAUUCAGAUGAGAAGGAGCUAAUACGCCAGAUGCAGGAGCACUAUGAAAGACUCUUACAGAAAGCCAAAGAUGAGCUGGUCGUGCUCAGGGAGAAGGCCAGCAGCACCCACCAGAACGUGAUAACAUUGCAAAACUGGCACAGGGAAAGGGAAACGGAGAUGGAGGAGCUCAAGCAGCAGCUGCAUUCUGCAAAAAUGAGCAGUAAAAAUGAACCGGAAGAUCUUCAUUGGUCUGAGGAUGAAGCGCAACGGCUAAGAGAUGAGAGAAAACACCUCCAGGGCAGACUGGAUGCAGAGAAGCGCAGGUCAGCUAACUUUGAGCUGCAGGCAAAUCUCUUUCAGAAGUAUAUGUUAAAUCGUCAUCAUGCAGACCAAGAAAAGAUGGCAGAUCUGGAGCGACAGAUCAACAUUUCUUCACAAGACCUUAAGGAUGAGAGGCAGGAUUGUUCGUAUUUAAAGAAGCAAAUGGUGAGAGUCCUGAAGACACUGAAAAAAGCUGAAGGCCAUGUGACAAAACAGUCAAAGAGCCCGAUAUCCUCCACUCAGGGCAGCUUGCUGAAUGAAAGUUACCUGGAGUGUCCCGGCUGCCGCGCCGAGUAUCCUGCCAGUCACUACCGAGAACUGAUUAACCACCUGGAAAUCUGUCUCGACUGA